Molecule: messenger RNA, 786 nt
Organism: Penicillium pulvis
Lineage: Eukaryota; Fungi; Ascomycota; Eurotiomycetes; Eurotiales; Aspergillaceae
Product: mitochondrial 54S ribosomal protein mL38
Exons: 1
Coding region: 1-786 (261 amino acids)
Source: RefSeq, a predicted model, not a curated record
AUGCGCUCGUUUACCUUCGCUGCCACAGCAAUUGCGACCAUCACCUCGUUCGCGUCUGCUGGCUCUCUUCCCUCAGAGAUCGCCACCAUUGGCGAGCCUUCACAGGUCUUAAAUGUGACCUUCAAAACCUCUACACAGCUGGUCGAGGUGCAAACCGGCCUUCUAUUGACCGCGAAUGGUAACAAUGAUCAUCGCAUCCUCGCUAUAACAAUACUAAAUAUAAUGGUAGAAACUAAGAGCAAGCCUGAGCCAAACCUGAAAAGUUCAGGUUCGGUGAUCAAGAAAGGCCAAAAAUACGUAUUCAUGAUGGUCGACCCAGAUACAAACACCACCGACCCCACAUCUGUCGCCCUUCACACCAUUGUGACAAACCUCACUCUCGCCAACUCCUCUGGAGAUAUUCUGGCCAAGUAUGUUGCGCCUGAGCCAUCUGGCACAGCACCACACAAUUACACGUUCCUCCUCUUCAAGCAACCGAACAACUUUACCGUUGCAUCGAUCUACGAUCCCUAUUUCCCACUAAAUCUGUCAGAUGUGUGGAACCGCGUCAACUUUCCCCUGCCCCAGUUCCUCAAUUCCACCGGGUUGGACAAGCCCGUGGCUGCAAAUUGGUUCCAGGAGAAAUCAGAGAGCAACUCCACUACUACUUCGGCAUCCGGUACCGCGACCGCCUCUAGUACUAGUGCGCAGACCGCCACUAGCAGCUCCAUGGCCAGCCCGGGGCUCUUGCGCGGAGAUAUGAUGGCGCUAUCUUCCAUAUUGGGCGCUAUUUGGAUUGCGAUAUAA